AUGUCCGUCAACAAAUUAAAAGCUUUGGGUUACCCAUUAGCCGCAGUCUUUGAUGUGAAAAGUAAGGCUCAUAAUAAUACUAUACAUUAAAACUUACAUUUAACGAUCUACAAAGGGACUAGAAAUAUAUGAUUUUAUUUAAAGGUACCCGCCAUGUAAAGAUAUCAUAACUUACUAAAAAACUUAAUAAGAUCAAACAAAAUAACUGUUACAUAAAUAUGAUCGUUAAUGAGAGUUAACAUCGUGUAAUAUUUUGUUUUGCAUUGAUAAAAUGCAUUUUUGUGAAUAUAAAUGGACUAAUUACUUUAAAAAAAAAUAAUUGCAUUUGUUUUGUUGAGCUAUGUAAAAUAUUGUUCUUCAUAGAUGCUAAUUUGAUCACAUUAAUAUUAUAUUUAAGUAAAAUCUGAUAUUCAUUGCACAAUAGUCUAUAUUUCAUUAAAUUUUAAAUGUGAAUAUUAUCAUAUUCUUAAACCGACUACCUAGGAUUGCAAUCAUUGUAGUAGGCUGAUCAAUAUUUUGAAUAUUUUACUAUGUAUUUUCAAUUAAAUAGGUUGGUAUGUAACAUAAGUACUACCAAAACAUUUUAGUUAAUUCAUCUAUCUAAUAAGACAGUGUUUCCCAACCUAUGGGUCGUGAUGAAAGAAUAAUCUUUUGAUUAUAAUAUAAUAAAAUAGACUAUUAAGUACAGAAAUAUUAGAAAAAUAAUCUGCAAAUAAAUAUAAAAUAAUAUCAGCUUCAAAUAAUAAUGUUCAGAGACGCUUUGUUCAUUGUCGAGAUUAAUGAGAACAUAAAACAACGAUUAUUAUUAAACAGAUUAAAAUCAAAAUCCAUCAUUAUUUUUUUUUAUUCAGUUUUACGAAAGUACUGAUGUUCAAAAUAAAGUUAUAUUGUUUGUAGUUAUAAGAUAUAAUUUUGGCGGAAAUAUUCAUGAAGAUUUCUUGUAAUAUGUUAGUUUGAGUACAAUAACAACUGGUGUAGAUAUUUAUAACUCAUAAGAAUUUAUUUUUUUACUGAUGGUGCAUUUGUCUACUGAAUUAGAUAACAUUCUUAAUGUAGUGACUUUUAUUAUUAAUAUUAUUACUUAUCAUGUAUUGAGCCAUUAUGGUAUACUUGAUUUUAUUAAUAUUUUCUUUUUAAUGAAGGGUCGCAUAUUCAAAAAAGAGUCAAUGUGUGGGUCACCAUAACAAAAAGGUUGGGAACCACUGUAAUAAUAUAUAGAUAAUCUAAUCUACUUAAUUUAUUCCAAAUUUCUCAAUCAUUUGUGUAGCUAUAAUUAUUAAUAUUUUUAUUGUGGUCUUUGUAAUAGUUUACGUAUACCUAUAUGAAUAAAAAUAACACUAAUAAAUUUUAAAUUCUGAAAGAAAUAAGGUAUUUAUUGGAUUUAACAUCUAUUUUGUAUUCUGUUUGGAAACAAAUUUUUGACUAGAAAUCUUUCUCAAAUCAUAACAUAGGGAACAUUUUCUGGUAGAAAAUGUUGUCAUAGUGUAUUGGAGAAGAUAUUUUUUAAUUUUCCUUGUACCUAGUUUUUUUUUAAUGUAAUAUAGGUUAUUAAGUAAAAUAUUUAUUUUAUAAUAGGUAUAACUAAUUAUUUUAAAAAUUGAAUUCAGAUCAAAAAAGUUUCCGAAUGUUGAUUUUGUGGCUGGAAGAGAAUAUAUUACAAAUUUAUCAACCAAAUAAACGAUCUGAGCUACAGAAUAUUGAAUCUUCUACUUGGGACAUAGAAUUUGAAAAAUUCUGUGUAUCAUGUUCCAGUCCCAUUAAAAGUGCUGACAAUGUAGAUCAUUUGGAGUGGCUGUUAAGUUUGGCAGUUAGACAAGUGUACAAUAAACAAAGUAAGGAAAUAUUAAUUUUAAUAAUUAAUUGAAAAUAUUAAAAACAUAUUUUUAUUUUUAAACAGAAAGUAAAUUUGAUUCUGAAACAAAAAAGACACUGCAAGUAUCCUGUGAUGUUCCAAUGAUUAUACCAUCUAAUAAUCCAAUUGACAAUCUUGACGGUAAGAUGUUUAUAUAUUAUGUACCAUUUCAAUAUUAUACGCAGAGCUUGGAUUUUAUUGCACUGAAAAUAACUGAAAUAUAUGAUUUAAAAAAUCUUAAAAUAAGCUGUAAUAUACCAUAAAAACAUAAAGAAUGGUAAAGAAAAAAAUGUAUUUUUUCAUAUUUUAAAUAUAUAAAUACAACUGAUAAGAGGUUAUAGAUCUAUACUGUUUGUUGGGUCAAUAAGUCAGGCUACUUAAAAAUAGAUUAUAAUAUGAAACUAAAAUGUAAGUAUUUUUCUAAUGGACUCACUUAAAUAACAGAUAUUUCUUACUAUUUAUGAAAAAUACAAGUUAAAUUAAUAUAUUAUACAUACAAUUAACAAAAAAUUAACAUCAAAAUUUAAAAAAAUAGCACUAAAAAUUUAAGAUUCUUCAAAUAUCCAAAAAAUAGCAGUAUAAAAAUUCUAUUUUGGAGUCUCUGAUGCAUAAAACAAAUGUAAAGUUCACUUUGCUUUUUUUAUCUGUAUCUUAUUAUAAUUAACAAAUGCUAUAAAAUCCGAGCCCUGAUUAUAAGUAAUGUUUACUAAAUAACAGAUAGCAACGUGAUAAUAAAAUUAUUUUUAUUUGAGUAAAUCCUUCAUUAAUACAGCUAGAUUGAGUCUUUAAAAGUAUAUUUUUCUGAGGAAACUUCUUGGCAGUAAGAGUGAUAAAAAUAUAAUUUUUUAUUUAUUAUUUGAUUAUAGUUUUAAAAACUGUUAUGUACAAAAUUGGUAUUAUAUGUCAAUGUUGCAAUGUGAAAUUGCAUACAAAAUUGAAAUUUGUAAUAUUAUAUACAGAUUUGUCUUAAUACAUUUCAUAAUUAUUUAGUUGUGUUUAGUGGUUUAAUUGAAGCAGUAAUAAUGUUUUUUUUUAAAUUUAGUCAAUAUGUUAAUUUUCUAGUUUUUAAUAAUUAUUAAAUGAUUUAAAUUACUAAUUAUUAAUAUUUUGUAUACAUUUUUUGUUUUUUUUGUUAUUGUUAUUGUCCAAUAACAGCAUUUUAUAUUAACAAUAUUAUGCCAUAUUAUUACCUUGUUUAUUUAGAUUCAAUUAUCAAUACAUUUUUUUUUUUUGUAUUUUUAGCCAACAGUGCUGAUUUCAAGAAAGGUGUUGAAGAACUUGCCGAUUUACUCAAUAUUUGUAAGCAUCCUGAUCAAACCAUCACUUUAGAAGCUAUAAGUAAAUUUAUAGUAAACAGAUUAAAUGAAGAUGCAAUAAAAGAUCCAUCAACGGUUUUACCAAAUGUAAAUAUUGAUGGUGAUAAUAUUAUACAUAAUUAUUAUUGUUUGUAUGUAUAUGUAUAUUUUUUUUAUAGGGAGAAGCUUUUCCAUUAGAUAAAGUAAAAGCUCACAAAAUUGAUUCUCAAGAUCCUGUGGUUUUACAUGCUAUGAAGGUUUUGAGGUUAGCGCAGUUGCAUAGGUUACGUGAUCUUCAAACAUGCAUUAACGAGUGUAUAGUCUCUAUGCAACAAGUCACUUCUAAUCCAAAAACUGAUACAACAUUGGGAAAAGUUGGACAUUAA
This is a messenger RNA of Cinara cedri, 3533 nucleotides long. The record is from the annotation of a GenBank genome assembly. NCBI's taxonomy places the organism in Eukaryota, Metazoa, Arthropoda, Insecta, Hemiptera, Aphididae.